This is a messenger RNA of Carlito syrichta (Philippine tarsier), 4183 nucleotides long. RefSeq names its product RNA guanylyltransferase and 5'-phosphatase (gene RNGTT). The transcript has 15 exons. Gene Ontology annotation, biological process: protein dephosphorylation; 7-methylguanosine mRNA capping. The record is from RefSeq and is a predicted model, not a curated record. Gene Ontology annotation, molecular function: ATP binding; mRNA 5'-triphosphate monophosphatase activity; mRNA guanylyltransferase activity. Lineage: Eukaryota; Metazoa; Chordata; Mammalia; Primates; Tarsiidae. Bases 20 to 1726 code for a protein of 568 amino acids.
AUUCUUACCUCUGAAGACAAUGUUAGGACCAAGAUAUGACAGUCAAGUUGCUGAAGAAAACCGAUUCCACCCCAGUAUGCUCUCCAAUUAUCUAAAGAGUCUGAAGGUUAAAAUGGGCUUGUUGGUAGACCUGACAAAUACUUCCAGAUUCUAUGAUAGGAAUGACAUCGAAAAAGAAGGAAUCAAAUACAUAAAACUUCAGUGUAAAGGACAUGGUGAGUGCCCUACAACUGAGAAUACUGACACAUUUAUUCGUCUGUGUGAGCGGUUUAAUGAAAGAAACCCACCUGAACUUAUAGGUGUUCAUUGUACUCAUGGUUUCAAUCGCACCGGUUUCCUCAUAUGUGCCUUUUUGGUGGAGAAAAUGGAUUGGAGUAUUGAAGCAGCAGUUGCAACUUUUGCCCAAGCCAGACCUCCAGGAAUCUAUAAGGGUGAUUAUUUGAAGGAACUUUUUCGUCGCUAUGGGGAUAUAGAGGAAGCACCACCCCCACCUCUACUGCCAGACUGGUGUUUUGAGGAUGAGGAAGACGAAGACGAGGAUGAAGAUGGUAAAAAGGAAUCAGAACCCGGGUCAAGUGCUUCCUUUGGCAAGAGGAGAAAGGAGCGGUUAAAACUGGGUGCUAUUUUCUUGGAAGGUGUAACUGUUAAAGGUGUAACUCAAGUAACAACUCAACCAAAGUUAGGAGAAGUACAGCAGAAGUGUCAUCAAUUCUGUGGCUGGGAAGGGUCUGGAUUCCCUGGAGCACAGCCUGUUUCCAUGGACAAGCAAAAUAUUAAACUUUUGGAGCAGAAUCCAUAUAAAGUAAGCUGGAAAGCAGAUGGUACUCGUUACAUGAUGUUGAUUGAUGGCACAAAUGAAGUUUUUAUGAUUGAUAGAGACAAUUCAGUCUUUCAUGUUUCAAAUCUGGAAUUUCCAUUUCGCAAAGACCACCGUAUACAUUUAUCAAAUACUCUCUUGGAUGGGGAAAUGAUUAUUGACAGAGUAAAUGGACAGGCUGUUCCUAGAUAUUUGAUAUAUGACAUAAUUAAAUUCAAUGCACAGCCAGUUGGAGAUUGUGAUUUUAAUGUUCGUCUGCAGUGUAUAGAACGAGAAAUUAUAAAUCCUCGCCGUGAAAAAUUGAAGACUGGGCUUAUUGACAAGACACAGGAACCAUUUGGUGUCAGACAUAAGCCAUUUUUUGAUAUCAGCACUGCUAGAAAGCUACUUGAAGGAAAUUUUGCCAAAGAAGUCAGCCAUGAAAUGGAUGGACUUAUUUUUCAACCUCCUGGAAAAUAUAAACCUGGUCGAUGUGAUGAUAUUUUGAAAUGGAAGCCUCCUAGUCUGAAUUCUGUGGAUUUUCGUCUAAAAAUAACAAGAAUGGGAGGAGAAGGGCUACUUCCCCAGAAUGUUGGCCUUCUCUAUGUUGGAGGUUAUGAAAGACCCUUUGCACAAAUCAAGGUGACAAAAGAACUAAAACAGUAUGACAACAAAAUUAUAGAAUGCAAAUUUGAGAACAACAGCUGGGUCUUCAUGAGACAGAGAACAGACAAAAGUUUUCCUAAUGCUUACAACACUGCCAUGGCUGUGUGCAAUAGCAUCUCAAACCCUGUCACCAAGGAGAUGCUGUUUGAGUUCAUCGACAGAUGUGCGGCAGCUUCUCAGGGACAGAAGCGAAAGCAGCACCUGGACCCUGACACGGAGCUCAUGCCUCCACCACCUCCCAAAAGACCACGCCCUUCCACCUAAGUACUGCCUCUGCCUUCAGGGUUCAGGGGAAGCUGAAUGAGGAGAAACGCUGUUGCCCCAUUUUGGUAGCCAGAGAAAUUCAAAAACGAGUGUGGCUUGAUGUUGGUACACAUUUGGAUUUUUUUAAAAAAGGAAGGUAUUGUAGCCAGCCUGUAAAUAUCUGAUGCAUAGUUUCCUCAGUGCUGCAAUACAUCAUGGACUUAAACAUUUUAUUUAUAUCUGAUAAACUCAGCCUUACCUUGUGGAAUCUGAAGAUUGACAUAUCCAAAGGUUUAAACAAGAUUGAAAUCAAUGAAAAAGAGGCCUUGUUUAUAUAUGGGUAACUUUCUCAUUUAAUUUAUAAAGUUAGCGAUCUGGAACUGUGAGUGUGUAAAACACUGUAUUUUUUAGAAGUUGUGUUUCAGCUAUAGCAAAUUUUUCUUUUUAAAAAAUGUACGCAAUGGCAUUAAACAUUCUUGCUAUCAUUUAUCAUGGAUUUCCUACAUUUCUGAGAUCCCUGUAUUCAAAAACAAGUGACAAAGUUGCUAAGUAUUACUGGGUUAAACAACUUGGUCUGGUUUCUAUCGUUUUAGGAAGUUUUUUUGGAAAUGUAAAAGUAAAAAAGUAAAGCUCCAUUUUUGUGAAUUGCAUCGUUUCUAAGGGAAAUAUUUUGAGUAUUUUCAUCUGUUUCUGUUGUUUAGACUAUAAUAUCAGAUAUCCAGUGUGUCCCUUCUGACAGUGGUUUGCAGUUACUUUGUGGAACUCGGAUAUACACCACCACGUCCUUAAAAGUUGUUCUCCUGGGAGAGUUUUCUUUUUAAAAAAUGCCAGGGCUCCUCCUGCUUUACCUCAGUGGUAUCAGCACAUUGUAAAUGACGCUAAAACACACAACUCACUGUGAUCCAUGGGAGUGAUAUCGAAUACAAACCAUGUUGUGUUAGUUCCCUCAAACAAAACGGCGAAGAAAUGUCAGCUGACUCCUUUGAUUAGAAGGUCUUGUCAAGGAUUAGAAUGCUGUCACUAGAAAAUUCUCUCCCACUGCUAGAUAAAUGCAGAGGCAAAGCAUAGAUAUUUGUAGAAACUAAAUAUCAAGGGAAUCAAGACAUUUAUUUUCAAAGCCAGAAUUCUAUCUGUAAUCUGUUCUGGGGAUGUUAUUUCUGUUACACAUCUGAAUUUUAAAAUGUUUACUGAUAGAUAAUGGACUUAAAGGGCAGCUAAUAGGCCACCUGCCAUUGUUGAGAAACUGUGUUCUGAUUGGUUUGUGAAGGAACUCUGAGAAUUAGCUGAUUGGAGGCUAAUGUAUUUAUUUUUAGAGGUACAAGUUUUAAAUAUAUGUAUUUAAAACAAAUUUUCAUGAUCUGAAUUUUAUAUGUGUAUAUGCAUAUAUGUGUAAGUAUAUGCAACAGUGUAUAUUCUUCUACGGAUAUUCUUCAGACAUGAAAAUCCAAAUGAGUUACCUGGUAGACUCUCUGACAGGAUUUCUAGAUGACAUAGCACACAGAUUAACCAAAAAUGUGUUUAUAUUCACUUGAGUGUUAAUGUUUUUAAACAAAGUUUUCUCCUGCAGUGCUUUUCUAUAUGAGAUACUAAGAGUCAUGCUUGGGCUUUUUUCUUUGUUGUUCCCAAGUUAUGUAAUAUAUAGUGAAUUUAUUCAAAACGCCAUUUUAACGUGUGUUUUUUUUUUUUUUUUCCUUGAGUGCUUUUGUGCGUUUGGGCACAAAAGGGAUUAAAACACCUGACUGUCACAGUGAGUGCUGAAAGAGGGAAAUUUUCGAGGUCCCAUAGUGUCUCUCACAAAUGGAUCUAGAAAUGCCUGUGCAACUCCAGAGAGCCUGAGGCCUGCUUCCCAAGAUGAGCCACUGCCCACGGUGUGUCGCUUGCCUCCCAGUCUGCCUCCUGGCAGAUCCCUUCUGCAGAUAAAAAAGCAAGCUAUUGCCAGCGAUCUUUAAUGGAGUUAAAUGUUUAUGGUAAUUGUAACCUUUUAAAUGAGUUAUGUGAAAAGAGCAUCUCAUUUUUAAUACACCCAGAUAUUUCUCCUUGUCUUUGUGCAUUUUAGCAGGACUUAAUUUUCUCAGUUUCUCCCUUCCUUCCAGUUAUGGUGAAGUCUGAUAGUUGGCCUUGGAAGUACAGCCUGUGUAGCCCCUGCACACGCUGCCAUCCGCAGUGUCACGAAAUGUCAGUUAGAAGGUCGGGGGUAUCUAGAGGCAGAAUUGUGGACAUCGUGAAGGAAAUGCUUUCCUUCCUCAGCUCACUUCACAAGAACUAUUUUCUGAGACAGAAGUUUUGUAGGCAAGAAUAAGAAAAACUUUGCUUUCUUGGGUUGUCACAUGUAAAAGCUUUUGCUAGGAAAGGGUGUGGAUGACUCUACUGCCUGGAUAGUGACAUUUGCUUUCCGUGAAAUGCUCAGAAAAUGUCAGGACAUUCCUUCUCUAAUUGUGUGUCCGUGCAUAUUGUAAUAAAACUACUGAUUUAAAAUAA